Molecule: messenger RNA, 986 nt
Organism: Frankliniella occidentalis (western flower thrips)
Lineage: Eukaryota; Metazoa; Arthropoda; Insecta; Thysanoptera; Thripidae
Exons: 3
Coding region: 15-722 (235 amino acids)
Source: RefSeq, a predicted model, not a curated record
AAUGGCAACCGGAUAUGUGUUGUUCACAGACAGAAAUAAGUGCAAUCGUCCCCAUACCCCAAGCACCUGAACAGAAUGAUGCUCAAAUAGCUAAGAAGCGGAGAGUAGGCGGCCAAAGACCCCUGCUGACAGCAGGUGAAGUCACCAGCCACAAAAUGUGCACCUAUUGUGGGGAAAAUCUGGCUUUAAACCUGAAGGCAGGUCAAAAACCCAAUGUGAAGCGUCAUUUGGCCUUAAAGCACGCCUCUCAUUUGUGCUUAGAAAUGGGCAGUGCUAUUGAUUGUGAAGAUGAGGGAGUCAGUGACAUGAAAUUCAUACAACACCUUGAUAAAGUUGAUCACAUUUACAAUAGUCUCAAGAGUCAUGGAUACAAAAUAGUUCCAGCAUGCAAAUACUUUGAACUAAAUAACACCGCUAUGCUCCCUGAAGAAGCUAGUCUUGAGGACAAGGAAAAACUUUUCCACGAGUUUUUCUCUGAGGCGAAAAGUGCAUUUUAUAGAUACCAAGUAAUUUACUUGAAAGGUAUUAUGAUACCAGAGAAUUAUGAGGACCUGAUGGUAAUGUCUAACAACUCCAACUAUAAUGAUGUGCAAUGGGAGAACCAAAAACCAUCUGGUACUAACUUUUCUUUAAAUGCAUAUGAACUUACUGCAGAGGAGGACAGUGAACAUGCUUUAAAUAUUAAAGGUCAACUCGCUCACAUUGUUCUGGCCUGGGCGUAAACUUCAUGGUUUGUAUCUGUAAAAAUUCUUUUCAUUUUGUUUAUAGUACUGUUACUUAAUAUCUAGUGUCUGUAUAAACACAACUUGUCUCUCCGUGCUACAUUAUGAGGGUUUUGGCUAGAUGAUGCCACCACUGUAUAUUAGAAUGCACCAUUGUAUCACUGCAUAACGACCCCCAACGUUCCUUUAUACUUACUUGCACAAGCAAAUGUGAUCAGCUUGAAGUUAUUUGAAAAUAAAUGUACCUUUAUAUAUUUCCAAAAA